This is a messenger RNA of Schistocerca serialis cubense, 1758 nucleotides long. RefSeq lists its product as uncharacterized. Lineage: Eukaryota; Metazoa; Arthropoda; Insecta; Orthoptera; Acrididae. The coding region runs from base 1 to 1758 and encodes 585 amino acids. Gene Ontology annotation, biological process: protein polyubiquitination; negative regulation of translation; proteasome-mediated ubiquitin-dependent protein catabolic process. Gene Ontology annotation, molecular function: translation repressor activity; ubiquitin protein ligase activity; protein binding. The record is from RefSeq and is a predicted model, not a curated record. The transcript has 8 exons.
AUGACAGUGUUAGAGAGCCAUACCGAUUAUGAUGUGUACCUAGUGACAGCAAGAGUACAUGACUGUGAUGAAGAUUCUUUUAAAGAAAUUAGAGAAAGUGUAUCUAACCAAGAGAAAGAGUGUUGUGAUCCCUGUAGUACUGAAGCAAAUGAGUUGAGUGAGACUGGAAUUCCAUUAGUAGGGGAAAAUAAUGAAAGUAAGAGUGGCGAAUGCACUAUCCAACAAAGGGAAAGUAGAGAAAUGGAUUAUAAUUUGCGAGAAUUAUUUGAAUCCGAAGAAGGUCAUAUUUCUAAGGAGGAGGAAUUAUCGUCAGAAUCAUCAGAAAGCAUCCAGGGAGAAAAAGAAGUAGAGGAAGUUUCCGAUCCCGCAACCGAGAGUUCAGGCAUGACAGAUUCGAAUGAGAACGAGAUGACAUUAAAGAGCCUAGACGAAGGACUAUUGGAAAAAGCGGUGAAAGAAUUUAGGAUGAAAAGGAGAAAGAAACCUCCAGAUGGAAUGGAGCGGUGCGAGCGGGCGAGAGCGCAGCUGGCCGCCGCCGUGGACGGCCGCGUGGCCGAGCUGCGCCGCCUGCAGCGGGAGGCGGACCAGCGGCUCAGCGAGGCCCAGGGCGGCGCCGCGGGGGCGGCGGGGGAGCUGCGGGGGCGGCUGCAGGGCGCCGCGGCGCGCCUCGCCGACGCCUUCCGGGGGCUGCAGCUGCGCCACGACAAGGUGGACGCUUUCUUGACGUUGCACGGAGAGGCGGCGAACCUGGUGGAAGAAGCGUCCAGCUGGAGCGGCGGGCAGCUGGCCUUCAACGCGCAGACCCUGGAGCUCAGUAUACGCGAGGAGGCGGCCGGCAGCCAGACCCCGCCCGAGGGGAGCGGGGGCUCCGUCGAGAACCUGGCCACCAGCGCCGCCUACAGGAGCGCGCCGCGGCUGUGUCUGCGCAAGCACUGGCUGCGGCGGCCGGGCGCGGUCUGCUGGUGCCCGUGGGCGGCGGCGCGCCACCUGCUGUACGUGGCGGCGCGCGACGGAGAGCUGCUGGCCGUGGACGCCGCCACGGGACGCCUCGCCUCCAGACUCACCGUCGACGGCCUGCUCUGCCCCGCCGGCGUCGCCUUCUCCGGCGACAGGUGCUACGUCACAGAUAAGUACGCCCACUGCGUGCACGAGCUGGACGCGGAGGGCCGGGUGGUGGCGUCGCUGGGCAGGAAGGGCGGCGCGCCGGGCCAGUUCCGCAGCCCCGAAGGGCUCGCCGUCUCCGCUGACGAGGCGGGCACCCUGCUCUACGUCUGCGACACCGGCAACGACCGCCUGCAGGUGCUGCGGCCAGACGGGACGGUGGUGCGCGUGUUGGGCGUCAGACAGUUGGAGGACCAGCCCGGCGUGCUGCAGACGGAGUUCGACCAGCCGACCGGCGUGGCGGCGUCGCGGGACAGGGUCGCCGUCGCAGACAGCGGCAACAACAGAGUCAAGGUGUACAACACGGAGGGUGAGAAGAUACUGGAGCUGUCCGGUGAGAACGGCCCGUUCAACUGCCCCGAGUGCGUGGCCAUCGACCGUAGCGGCAGGAUCAUCGUGGGCGACAGCGGCAACCAGCGCGUGCAGACUAAGGGAGGCGGCGCCGUGUGCCGGCAGGUGUUCAGCGAGGACGGGCGGCUGGUGUGCUCGCUCGGGGGCCGCAGCUCGGGCAUCGGCUGGGUGUCCGGCGUGGCCGCCAGCGGCGCCGGGGAGCUGGCCCUCGCCGACGGCUCGGCGCACGCCCUCUACGUCUUCUGA